This is a messenger RNA of Colossoma macropomum (tambaqui), 4236 nucleotides long. RefSeq names its product phosphate cytidylyltransferase 1, choline, alpha b (gene pcyt1ab). The record is from RefSeq and is a predicted model, not a curated record. Gene Ontology annotation, biological process: CDP-choline pathway. Gene Ontology annotation, molecular function: choline-phosphate cytidylyltransferase activity; phosphatidylcholine binding. Gene Ontology annotation, cellular component: endoplasmic reticulum. The transcript has 10 exons. The coding region runs from base 318 to 1397 and encodes 359 amino acids. NCBI's taxonomy places the organism in Eukaryota, Metazoa, Chordata, Actinopteri, Characiformes, Serrasalmidae.
UCGUCAUUUCCCGCGGAGCUGUCAAAACAGUGGCGUUGAGUGUAGAAAUGCUCCGCGUUGGGUUUUAAAACGGGACCAAACUGGAUUUUUACCGACCAGAAAAAUGUAGUUAGUGACUUUUCCACAUCCUCGUUGCCUUUUUUAGUACGUGACAUACACAUACACGACAUUUGGUCCACGUUUGUUUGCUGACCAGCUCCGCUGAAAGGCUUCUUCCUCCUCCUGCACUGCAGCGGCGGCUGAACGGGGCUGAAACAUUCUUUAUAACCUUAAGGUGAGUGGGCGGGGCUAACCUACUGUCGGCUGAAUAGGCAGGCAUGGAGGCGCACAGUUCAGGGCUGAGCAGGAAAAGGAGAAGAGAGGGAUCCAACGGAGAAGCAGGGGAUGAAGGACGGGGUGGAAAAAUCCCACGAAGGACUUCAGGCCUGACCGACCCUGCGCCCUUCGCUGAUCAGUUGGAGAUUGUGAAGGCUCCUUACACUCGAGUGAAUUUAGAAGAAGCCCGUCGUGGCACACCAGAGAAUCGUCCAGUGCGUGUGUAUGCUGAUGGGAUUUUUGACAUGUUUCACUCUGGACACGCCCGCGCUCUGAUGCAGGCUAAGCGUCUUUUUCCCAACACCCAUCUCAUUGUAGGCGUAUGCAGCGAUGCUUUGACACACAAACUCAAGGGCUUCACUGUUAUGAAUGAGGACGAGCGCUACGAUGCAGUGAGCCACUGUCGCUACGUGGACGAGGUGGUCAGGGACGCGCCGUGGACGCUAACUCCAGAAUUUCUGGCUGAGCACAGAAUUGACUUUGUCGCCCAUGACGAUAUUCCCUACGUUUCUGCUGGGAGUGAUGAUGUUUACAAGCACAUAAAGGAGGCAGGCAUGUUUGCACCAACGCAACGAACAGAGGGCAUCUCCACAUCAGACAUAAUCACCCGCAUCGUCCGGGACUACGACGUUUAUGUGCGACGCAACCUGCAGAGAGGCUACACUGCCAAGGAGCUAAACGUCAGCUUCAUCAACGAGAAGAAGUACCACCUGCAGGAGCGUGUGGAUAAGGUGAAGCAGAAGGUGCGCGACGUGGAAGAGAAGAGUAAGGAGUUUGUGCAGAAGGUUGAAGAGAAGAGCAUCGACCUCAUUCAGAAGUGGGAAGAGAAAUCCAGAGAGUUUAUCGGCAACUUCCUGCAGAUGUUUGGACCAGACGGGGCACUGAAGCACAUGUUGAAGGAAGGUAAAGGGCGGAUGCUGCAGGCGAUCAGCCCCCGACACAGCCCCAGCAGCAGCCCGGCGCGGGACGAGCGCUCUCCUUCACCCACCUUCCGUCUUCCUUUCUUCACCAAAACCUCUCCCUCCAGCUCUCCUCCUCACUACAGCGAUGCACACAGCAUCAGCGAGGACGAGGAGGACUAGAGGACAUCUCAUCUUCAUCAUCACCUUCUGUUUAUUCCUCCCUUAUGAUUGUAUUAUUAUUACGGUAUUCACUAGAAAUCAGGUGCCUACACACAUCUGUUUGCCACUUCAGUAAAAGGUUUCUUCUCUUGCUUUCUCUCUUUGUUUAAAGCAACAGCCCAGCGUUUUGUAGCCCAAUCUCUGUCCGGUGCAUCAGCAGCGAUUACCAUGGACAGUAAUUUGCCCGUAUUUAGCAAAGAGCGCCAGCCCAUUGCCUUCUAUUCUAAUUGUGUUUUGAGUCAGUGGAUUGUCUGUUAAUACAGGGAAAUGCAAUAUUAUUGUCUGAGGCAAUUGGCUACUCUGCUAUAGAUUCAUAAGAUAGAGAUUAAGUGCAAAAUGCUGGAGUAUUCCUUUAACCUCCGACCAACAGUGUUCAACUUUGAAAGAAGUCCUAACCUGUAAUACACAAUCAUAAUGACUAAAUUAGCCUAGAAGUUUAGUGAGGAGUUUAAAUUUUGGCAUAUCCAACACUCUGUUUCGUCUCUCCUCCGCUGUUAACCACUAUAUGAAGGGCAAAUCUAUAGUUAAUUUUUUUCCCCCAAAAAAAGUAUUUAUCACAAAGCCUCUUCAAUGUUUGUUUAAUUAUGUAUUUUUUAAAAGCACAUACAUGUUUGAUUUGUGCAUUAAAUCUAGUAUAUACUACUAUUAAACCGUUAAACCCAGUAUGAUCCAUACAGUGCAGUGCACAGACUAUGCAGCCAUCAGACUGACCCAUCCAUGCACUAGUGCUGAAUGAUGAAUCUUUUUCAUAUAUAAAUUGCAAUUUGAAAGGGUGCAAUUUCCAAAGCUGCAGAGCUGCAACGUUAAUUACAUCCCACAUUAUUUAACACUGUCUUAACAACUUGUUAAAGCUGCACUAUGUAAGAUUUUUUUAAUUCAAAUUGAAAGAAGCAACUUUGCUGAGUCAGGAGAAUAAAAACAGGCAGAAGUAUGGUGAGUUCGCUCUGUGAAGCCUGAAAUAAUCACGUAAACAUCAGAGGCAUCAAGUUUUUCACGCCACCUCAUACGUCUUUACGUAUUAACGUCACAGACUCAAAAAGAAGGUCCGGGUCAAUGUUUUGGUCUCAAAUGCAAAAUCAGCAUUAUACUGAUGAAGAUAUGAUGACGAUAGUAGAUAAUUCACGUGUGCAACCAUCAGAUUUAUCUGCUCAGGGAAGGGGUUCGAAGCCCAACCCAUGUUACAGAAAGUUCUUAUAUGCAGUUACACAUUUCCACCAGAGAGGUCUCCAAAUCCCCAAAACUUAUAUAGUGCAGCUUUACGUUUAAAUGGAUGAAUUUAACCUAAUGAUACAGACCUGAAUUGACAGUCUUGCACACUACAUUUAGCAUUCAAGCCUGAGAAAUGGAUGUAAUGGUUUUGUUGAGAAAAAAAGCUUAAUUUCUCGAAAAUAAACAUUUAAAUUGCAGCAUUGGUCACAAAAAUCCCCCCAAAUCGUUCAGUCCGACCAUGCGCCUCUUACAGAGGAGUUCUUUAGUAGCAACUCUUUCUAGGUUGGACAAGCUUAAAGCAGAAAUAACAACCUGGCAACAGUUGCUACAAAAGAAUGCAUCUGUGGGCGGAGCAUUGAUCGAUUGACGUUUUCGUUUUUGGGUCAUUUGCUGAGACACAUCCCAUUUAAAGCAAAGGGAGAGUUAUGCAUAUUAGCACCCAGUAAAAAAACAAUCCUCAUCUGCCCCCAAUGUCUGUCCAUUGUCUGGAUCUUUUCAUACUUGAACAGAAGCCUAAUUUUCAGACGGAUUCCAGGGAGGUGGCGGGGGGGGCGCUGGGUUCGGUUAACACCCCCCCAGCCCACCACUUCUUUUCCAGCCAGUUUAGACUACAGGAAUGUUCCACUCACUUCAACCCAAACUUUACACUGCAAAGCACUGGAAAUAUGCCAUACUGAAAAGCUGAAGAUUAACAUUCUUCUCUUAAAAAAAAAAAGGUCAUGCUAAUCAUUCCACUGUGAGGGCGAAAGCCAUAACGUCUGUCUUUCUUAUCCCUGCACUGUCGAAUAUGUGUUUUGUUUUUUUUUUCUCGUUUGUUUGUUUUUUAGUUGUUUGAACAGGGUCAGAUUGCUGUUUUUAAGUAUCUUGUCAUAGCUGUUUUAUUAUCCAGUCCUGUUCAGUUAACAAUCAGUGUCUCUCCUUUAAUUUCUCACACAAUAAAAGUAAGUUUUACAUUCUCUUUUUUUGAGAUUGUACAUUUGUGUGACUGAGUCUUCUUAGUCUUAUUAGUGGCAUCCCACCCACUUUAAUACAACACAGUGUUAGAGGCACAUUUUGUGGUCUGGAUGUGUGAGGGAUGCUGUUUUUUUUUUGUUUUUUUUUUGGCACCCCUAAACCCAGUGGCGCUGGUCCCGGCCUUUUUGGAAAGGAUUUGCCCCACGAAUGUUUACAUUACUUGUGCUUAGCAAGAGACGGUGUUAAAACAAUGGGCUGUGGCAACCUGUAUGAGUUUUCAGACAGUGCUAGUUCUGUAUAAAUGUAAUGAAUGCUCUUACAAGGACCUGAGAAAAAACAACAGUGUGCUUGAAUGUGUCUACCAGCAAGAACACAAUCAAGGCCUCGAGUAGAGUUCUUUGUCAUUGUCAUUGUUGUAAUGAAGCCUUAUGCCAUGCCUGUACAGGCCACAAUGGGUGCACUCAUUAACCCUGUCCUUUAUUCCAUCUGUCUAUCAGCAUAGCUUGUUACUGCCAGCUUAAAAGUACAGUAAUGAACCUGUUAAUGUUCGUAUUGGCUGUGUAGCACCAAGUACUGUACAAACGAAAGCCGAGUUUAAAGCAUGUGAAAGUAAAGUAAGCGAGACUCACACAAAGCA